Molecule: messenger RNA, 835 nt
Organism: Aspergillus ibericus CBS 121593
Lineage: Eukaryota; Fungi; Ascomycota; Eurotiomycetes; Eurotiales; Aspergillaceae
Exons: 1
Coding region: 411-704 (97 amino acids)
Source: RefSeq, a predicted model, not a curated record
GGAUCCAGAGUCACAGCUAAAUAUAGCCCAUCCACAAGGGGACCGCCCAAGAGUCGUUUCAGCGGAGCAAUUGCAACGUUCCCCAGUCAUUUAACUACUCCGUACGCGGAGUGGAUUAGGUCAUCUGCGGGUGGUGAGGUAAGCCAUUUUGUUUGUGUACCUUCCCCAUCCAGAAGGGACGAUUGCGCGUUGAGUUGCCUGCCUCAGGCACUCACGGCAGUCUAGAACUUCCCUUCCCCAGUCCAAUGGCGUGACUCCAUCCGAGUCUCGCCUUCCCGCCCGGGCCUGACGUGCUCGGGCGUCACAUCGCCCCGGAGGGUGAAAGUGGUCACGGUAGCGAAUGGGCCGGAGGGAUGGAUGGACGCCUGGGGAUGCUCAAAAAGAGGCCAAGGCUAACCCGGGUCCCCAUCAUGCUUUCUUCACGUAGGUGGACCAGAGUUCUAGAAUUUCCGUUGCUCGAUUCGAUUCCCCAGCUCUGGAUAUAUCUAUCCGGCUGGUCGCUUGUUUCUGCCUGGGGGGGUCUUAUCGUAAGACGCAAACAGCCUCAGCUCGAUUUUUCAACUGCCACAACAGAACGACUUUCGGACUACCCGUGUAUUCUUAUAUGCCCACGCCGGCAUCGCUCUUUCAGUACCGCCCAUCUAUUCUCCGAGCGAUUUUUGGUUUCCAACCGGCUGCACGAUACUCUCAUCACCGCCACUUAAUAAUCCCGCAUAACACCACUCCGCCCUUUUUUGGCAUCAGGCCAAUUGCACGUGCGGUGUACCUUGGAGGAGACGGCCACCCUUGUUUAUAAAAGGGGGACACCAAAAAAUCAGAACAAAAGGGCCAUUUU